Molecule: messenger RNA, 1398 nt
Organism: Monoraphidium neglectum
Lineage: Eukaryota; Viridiplantae; Chlorophyta; Chlorophyceae; Sphaeropleales; Selenastraceae
Exons: 9
Coding region: 1-1398 (465 amino acids)
Source: RefSeq, a predicted model, not a curated record
AUGUGCCGCCUCAUGGCCUACAUCGGCCACCCCAUGCUGGUGGCCGAUGUGGUGCUGUGGCCUGACAGGUCCAUCAUAAAGCAGUCGUACGACGCGCGAGAGCGGCUGCAGGACCCCUCGCUGCCGUUCCACCUGGGCUUCGGCAAUUUGAACGGCGACGGGUUUGGCAUCGGCUGGUUCAACACAGAGGAGCGGCGGGAGAAAGACCCGAGCCCUUGCAUGUUCAAGAGCAUCACACCCGCCUGCCUUUGGGCCGACGGCCGCCGUUUUGGGCCGCGCGCGGUGCUGCAGCAUGGCAGCGCCUGCCGAAAUGCGGCUGUUUUCGCGGCCGCGGGUGUUGCGAAUGAGUACGAGGGGCCUCAGCUGGCAGCCGCGAACAACGAGAACCUGGCGCGCCUCUCAACCAAGAUUGUGUCCCCCGUGAUCUUCGCCCACGUGCGCGCCGCAUACCCGGGCAUGCCCGUGUCGGAGCAGAACUGCCACCCCUUCCAGUUUGGGCGCUACCUGUGGAUGCACAACGGCGUGGUGGGCGGCUUUAACUGCAUACGGCGGCAUCUGCUGGCGGAGAUGUCUGACGCGGCCUACAACACGGUGCAGUCGUUCCACUCUGACAGCGCCGUGUCAUUCAGCAUCUUCCUCAACCACCUGCCAGACCCCUGUGUGCAGCAGCCGCCGGACGUGCUGCUGCGCGCCAUGCAGGACACGGUGGCGACGAUCUGCCGGGUGCAGCGCGAGCGCGGCGUGGCCGACACGUCCCUGCUCAACUUUGUGGUGUCCGAUGGUAUCACCAUGAUCGCCACGCGCUUUGUGUCCCCAGAGAGCGGCAACGCGGCGUCGCUGUACUACGCAGAGGGCGCCACCGGCGAGGAGGAGGCGGCGGUGACCACCUGCCGCAACAUCGCCGGCUCCACCAGCGCGGUCGGCAGCAGCGUGCUGCGGGAAGCAGCUUACUCGAUCACCUACGGCGAGCGCGGCAGCGGCGUCGCGUUCAUCGCGUCGGAGCCGAUCACGGGGUCCAACACGGAUUGGGUGUCGGUGCCCAAGAACACAGCGCUCGUGAUCACGCGCGAGAAGGGUGGAUACAUCAACAUCAUGCGGUCGCCGCUGCUGGCGGCGCCGGCAGCUGCCGGGAAGCCGGACCCGGUGCAGCAGGAGGUGGCGGUCUGCCUGGAGCCGGCGGCGCGGCGCGGCGCGGCGCGGCGCGGCGCAGGGCUGUCCCUGCAGCACGCCGCGGCUGCGGCCGUCAUCAGGGGCAUCGCCACCCGCGGCCGCGCGUGGGUCGCCAAGCGCACCAGCAACAGCGCCAGCGGCGGCGGCGCGGGGCCGCUGGAUGCGCCGGGGGAAGGCAUGUCCUCUCUGACGCGCACACUGUCGGCCGGUGGGUUGAAAAGUUGGUGA